Messenger RNA from Nothoprocta perdicaria, 1669 nucleotides. RefSeq names its product insulin like growth factor 2 mRNA binding protein 2 (gene IGF2BP2). The annotation marks the transcript as partial. NCBI's taxonomy places the organism in Eukaryota, Metazoa, Chordata, Aves, Tinamiformes, Tinamidae. Gene Ontology annotation, biological process: regulation of gene expression; nervous system development. Gene Ontology annotation, molecular function: mRNA 3'-UTR binding. The record is from RefSeq and is a predicted model, not a curated record. The transcript is spliced from 15 exons. Gene Ontology annotation, cellular component: cytosol; cytoplasm; nucleus.
GAUUACUCGGUGCCCAAAAAGCUGAGGAGCCGAAAGAUUCAGAUCCGGAAUAUCCCCCCGCACCUGCAGUGGGAGGUGCUGGAUGGCCUGUUAGCUCAAUAUGGCACUGUGGACAAUGUAGAGCAAGUCAACACAGACACAGAAACAGCAGUUGUCAACGUAACGUAUGCGACUAAAGAAGAAGCAAAAGUAGCAAUUGAGAAGCUCAGCGGCCACCAGUUUGAGAACUAUUCCUUCAAGAUUUCCUACAUCCCGGAUGAAGAGGUGAGCUCCCCUCCGCCCCCUCAGCGAUCCCGCCGCGGGGGCCACUCUUCCAGGGAGCAGGGCUCCUCCCCGGGGGGCUCCUCGCAGCCCAAACAGCUCGAUUUCCCACUGCGGAUGCUGGUGCCCACGCAGUUUGUUGGUGCGAUCAUAGGAAAGGAGGGCUUGACCAUAAAGAACCUUACUAAGCAAACCCAGUCAAAGGUUGACAUCCAUCGAAAAGAGAAUGCCGGUGCAGCUGAAAAACCCAUCACCAUCCAUGCCACACCUGAGGGGUGCUCUGAGGCCUGCCGCAUGAUCCUUGAUAUCAUGCAGAAGGAGGCUGACGAAACGAAAUCAGCAGAAGAGAUUCCUUUAAAAAUCCUAGCACACAACAGUCUGGUUGGGAGACUGAUUGGCAAGGAGGGCCGAAACCUCAAGAAGAUCGAGCAAGACACCGGAACGAAGAUCACAAUCUCUCCUUUGCAGGAUUUAACCAUUUAUAACCCUGAGCGGACCAUCACAGUGAAGGGCAGCACGGAGGCAUGUUCAAAUGCAGAAGUGGAGAUCAUGAAGAAGUUGCGAGAGGCCUACGAGAAUGACGUCGUGGCCGUCAACCAACAAGCUAACCUGAUUCCAGGACUGAACCUCAGCGCUUUGGGCAUCUUCUCAACAGGGCUGUCCAUGCUCCCAUCUGCCACAGGGACCCGAGGUGCUGCUGCUCCUUACCACCCGUUUGCAAGCUCCUCCGCGUACCUCUCGGGGCUGUACGGAGCCUCCCCGGUUGGCGCCUUCCCACAUCAGCACCCCCUCCCGGAGCAGGAGGUUGUGAAUCUGUUCAUCCCGACGCAAGCGGUGGGGGCCAUCAUUGGGAAGAAGGGGCAACACAUCAAACAGCUUGCGAGGUUUGCUGGAGCCUCCAUCAAGAUUGCACCAGCAGAAGGUCCCGAGGCCAGUGAGCAGAUGGUUGUCAUCACGGGGCCACCCGAGGCCCAGUUCAAGGCCCAGGGGCGGAUAUUUGGGAAGCUCAAAGAAGAAAACUUUUUUAACCCGAAAGAAGAGGUGAAGCUUGAAGCCCACAUCAAGGUGCCUUCCUUUGCAGCCGGCCGCGUGAUAGGCAAAGGUGGCAAAACGGUGAACGAACUGCAAAAUUUAACCAGUGCAGAAGUCAUUGUGCCACGAGACCAAACCCCAGAUGAGAACGAGGAGGUCAUCGUUAAAAUCAUUGGACAUUUCUUUGCCAGCCAGACCGCGCAGCGCAAGAUCAGGGAGAUCGUUCAGCAGGUGAAGCAGCAGGAGCAGAAACAUGCUCAGGGAGCCCCGGCCUCGCAGCACGGCAAGUGAGGCUCCCGGCGGGCCGGCCAGCAACCCCCGGUGAAUGUACCCCUGCCCACGCCUGCCACGACGAGCCCGACAGCGGAGCAAACCA